AUGAAGCCGAAGAUUCUUUCUUGGAACGUAAGGGGGCUGAAUAAUAGGCGUAAACGCUUAAGGAUUUGCAAUUUGCUCAGAGAUUGGAAGGUGGAUCUUAUUUGCCUCCAAGAAACAAAAGUUAAGGAUCCUUCUAGGAAAUUUGUGCGUAGUCUUUGGGGGUGUAAUUAUGUGGAUUGGUGUUGUUUGGAUGCUUGUGGGGCCUCAGGGGGUAUCCUUAUAUUGUGGGAUAAGAGGGUGGUGGAAAAGGUAGAUGUGUGCGUGGGGAGUUUCACACUUGCAGUUUCUUUCAGGAAUGUUGAUGAUCACGUUGAGUGGGGUUUUGUGGGCGUGUAUGGUCUGAAUUGCAGGGUUGAUCGGAGGGGUCUUUGGGAUGAGCUGGCUGGGAUUAUGAGUUGGUGGAGUUUGCCUUGGUGUAUAGGGGGAGAUUUCAAUAUUACUAGGUUCCCUAGCGAAAGAUCUGGAGAUGGUAGUGUGUCCGCAAUGAGGGACUUUUGUGAUUUUAUCUCUGACCAGGGUCUUAUGGAUUUUCCACUCGUUGGAGGUUCCUAUACGUGGUCGAUCUCCUGUGAUCCUCCUGUUUGGUCCAGAAUUGAUCGUUUUCUUGUCUCUCCUGAUUGGGAAGAAAGGUUUCAUGAGGCGUCUCAGAAGAGGCUUCCCCGCCUUUUCUCUGACCACUUUCCUAUUCUCCUCGAUUGUGCUCACUCUUCUGCAAGAAGUAGGCCGUUCAAGUUUGAGAAUAUGUGGCUCAAGGUGGAUGGUUUUGUGGGGUUGGUGAAACAUUGGUGGGACUCAUUCUCUUUUCAUGGCUCUCCUAGCUUUGUGCUUGCAUGUAAACUAAAGGCCCUCAAAUCUAAUUUGAAGACAUGGAAUGUAGAGGCCUUUGGUAAUGUGGAGAGGAACAAGAGAAAGCUUCUUGAGGAGCUUCAGGCGAUUGAUACAGUGGAAGGCAGUAGGGCUUUGGUUGAGGGGGAAAUUCAAAAGAAGCUGGAGGUUGUCACCAAUUCAAACAGAAGGUAUAACUCUAUUGAUUCCUUAUUGAUCGGAGAUUCCAUUUCUUCUAAUCCGGCAGAGAUAGGGGAGCAUGUGGUUUAG
This is a messenger RNA of Alnus glutinosa, 1095 nucleotides long. RefSeq lists its product as uncharacterized. NCBI's taxonomy places the organism in Eukaryota, Viridiplantae, Streptophyta, Magnoliopsida, Fagales, Betulaceae. The record is from RefSeq and is a predicted model, not a curated record. The coding region runs from base 1 to 1095 and encodes 364 amino acids. Gene Ontology annotation, molecular function: catalytic activity. The transcript is spliced from 2 exons.